Molecule: messenger RNA, 10549 nt
Organism: Physella acuta
Lineage: Eukaryota; Metazoa; Mollusca; Gastropoda; Physidae
Product: putative ubiquitin carboxyl-terminal hydrolase FAF-X
Biological process (GO): protein deubiquitination; cell migration
Cellular component (GO): cytosol; nucleus
Molecular function (GO): cysteine-type deubiquitinase activity
Source: RefSeq, a predicted model, not a curated record
CGGACUACGAGACUUAUUUUCAUUACCAUAAUACUACACUGAAUCAGUGUAUUUUUAGCAGAUUGUGUGCGAUAACUUGUUUUGAGGAAAUCUGAUUGUAAAUAAUCUGUUUUGCGUCUCUUCCCUUCACUAGCGACAAGAAGAACUAAUGUACUCACACUCUCAUUAUCUCACACACUGCACGAGCUAGUAUCAAAAGGUCAUAAACCAUGACCAAAGUAAUGCGCCCAGGCUCGGCAGGUGGGGAUACUCCUCAAGACAACGUCACUAACCCUGCCCAGCCUCCAACACAGCAGACUGGAACACCUGUCCUUCCAAAUCCACCCUCAGUUUCUGCUCCUGCAUGCAGCGGAACAACGGCACCUACAGAUUCGACAGUUACAGACACAAAUACAACAGUUUCAUCUUCUUUGAUUGAAGAUAAUGGAACAUCUGUCUCGCCUGUUACUGUACAAGCUGGAGGUGAGCCCUCAGCACAAGUGCAAGGUGCUGGUGAUGCAGAGCCAGAGUUUCCAUUAUUAGAACUGAGUAGGCUUGAUGAAAUGAUAAAUAGACCACGGUGGGUUGUACCUGUCUUGCCAAAGGGAGAAUUAGAAGUACUUUUGGAAGCAGCCAUUAAGCUUAGUAAAGAAGGUUUAGACACUAGAAGUGAGGCCUGCCAACGAUUUUUCAGAGAAGGCUUGACAAUUUCUUUUACAAAAAUCUUGACUGAUGAAGCAGUGAGUGGUUGGAAAUAUGAAAUCCAUAGAUGUAUUUUAAAAAAUGCAGACAAAUUGAUUGAAUUAUGUGUUCACAAGUUAUCUCAAGACUGGUUUCCACUUUUGGAACUGUUAUCAAUGGUUCUAAAUCCUACUUGCAAAUUCCACACUUACAAUGCCACUCGGCAGUCAGAUAAUGUUCAGUCAGGUGCACAGCUAGCAGAUGAUGCUCUAUUUGCUCGACCACCAGAUCAUAGAACUCCAAAGGGUUGGCUUGUAGAUCUUGUGAAUAGGUUUGGUCAGUUAGAUGGCUUCACUAUUUUGUUAGACAGAUUUCUCAAUGGUCCACCACUAUCAGUUCCUGUUGUUGCAAGUCUUAUCAAACCUUUUGGAAUGUGCAGUGAAGUUCUAACGCCCCACACAGUAGAGAAAUACUUUAUGCCAAUAGUGGAAAUAGUACCAAAAUUUUUAGACAAACUGACUGAUGAAGAAUUGAAGAAAGAGUCAAAGAAUGAAGCAAAAAAUGAUGCUCUAUCAUCUAUCAUUAAAGCCCUCAAACAGCUUGUCAACAGGUUGCCCAAUCAAGAAGAAAAAACAAAAAAUUUGGAAAUAUUCAGAUUAAAAAUGAUUCUAAGAUUGCUUCAGAUCUCUUCUUUUAAUGGCAAAAUGAAUGCUUUAAAUGAAGUGAACAAAGUUAUCACAAAUGUUAGUUUCCAGUCUAGUAGUAGGCACUCAAGUGUUGAUGAAGAUGAAUGGCUAACAGCAGAUAAAAUGGCUGAAUGGAUCCAGCAAAAUAAUGUGUUGAGUAUUGUCCUGAGAGACAGUUUACAUCAGCCUCAGUAUGUUGAGAAGUUGGAAAAAAUCCUCAGAUUUAUGAUAAAAGAAAGAGCUCUGACAAUGGAAGAUCUUGAUAGACUUUGGGAUGCACAGUCAGGAAAGCACGAUGCUAUUGUUAAGAAUGUUCAUGAUUUGUUGGCUAAAUUAGCUUGGGACUUUGCACCAGAGCAACUAGACCAUCUGUUUGAGUGUUUUCAGGGAUCAUGGCAUCAUGCAAGCAAAAAGCAGAGAGAAAAGUUGUUAGAACUAAUCAGAAGACUAGCAGAAGAUGACAAAGAAGGUGUAAUGGCCCAUAAGGUACUAACCCUGUUGUGGAAUCUAGCCCAUAGUGAUGAUGUCCCAACUGACAUCAUGGAUCAAGCUCUUAGUGCACACUAUAAAAUCUUAGACUACAGCUGCUCGCAGGUACCGGAUAGGGAUGCACAAAAGCUUCAGUGGAUCUCAAAAUUUGUUGAAGAAUUAAAAAAUGAUCAGUGGGUUCUUCCAGCAUUAAAGCAGAUCAAAGAAAUAUGCACUUUGUUUCCUGAGUUUAAACUGAACCAGAGUGCAAAAUCAUCUGAACAGGCCCCACAGAACUUUCCUCACACCCAGCGAGGGGCUCAAAUGUAUUACCGCAAUGGCGUGAUUGGCCAACUUCAAAGUCAACAUUCCAUUGUUAUGUUAGUAUCACAGAAUCUAUCUGCAUAUAUGAAUAAGCAGAGGGCUUAUGCAGAAGCUCAUCCAAAUGAAGACCCUACUACUAUUCUACCCGAUGGGCGUUUUAAUCACAACAUGCAAGUGUCUGAACGGCUUAGGUUUCUCAGGUUCCUGCUCAAAGAUGGGCAGUUGUGGCUAUGCGAACCUCAAGCUAGACAGAUCUGGAAUUGCUUGGCAGAAAAUGCUAUUUAUUUCUCUGACAGAGAGGCUUGCUUUAAAUGGUUUGCCAAGCUAAUGGGAGAAGAACCUGAUCUAGAUCCAGAAAUAACAAGAGACUUCUUUGAAAGGAACAUUCUUCAGCUGAACCCAGACCUUCUCACUGAAAAUGGCAUGAACUGCUUUGAGCGCUUUUUCAAACAAGUGAACUUGAAGGAGAAUAAGCUCAUAGCUAAAAGACGUGGUGGAUAUCUGAUGGAUGAUAUAGAGCUGAUUGGCUUGGAUUAUUUAUGGAAGGUUGUACCUUGUAGCCCAGACGAUGUGGCAGAGAAAGCUGUAGCGCUUUUAAAGGAUAUUUUUACCAACCUGGGACCCAGACUACAACAGAAGCAAGUUGCAAUUCAUGAAGACCUCAUAACAUCAUGUAUUGAUAGAUUGAAAGCUGCAUAUGAUACUGUCAGUGUUCUGGGACAAGAUACAGACACUGAAAGCAAGCAGCGUGUACUGCAGGAGACUGCUCGUAUGGUUAGAGUGUUAACUGUGCUGAAAGAAUAUUUGGCAGAGUGUGAUGAAGCACAUAGAGAAGAAAGAACUAUUUUGCCUCUUAGUAGGGCCUGUCGUGGUAAAUUAAUGCUACUCAAGGUUCGAUUCCCAAGUCAAAACAGACAAGGGGAUGAUGUAGAAAUUUGGUCACAUUCAAAUGAAACAGUUGGGCAAGUGAGAAGACAUAUACUGCAGAGAGUGAAGGCAGGCCCUAAUAUUAAAGUAGAAUUGUAUGUCAAUGCAGAACAGAUUGAUCCAAGUGAGGAUAAGAAACUCAUAUCACAGAUCAAUUUAAGGGAUAAGAUGACCUUGACAGGUAAACUAGUCCAAGUAGGAGGGAAUAUGCCAUCUAGUCCAGAUAGUAGUAGUGAUAGCUCAGUAGGAUCCCCACACAAUCAGUAUGAUGGACCAAACCUGGAGGCUGAAAGUGCUUUACCUGGAGUUCUGAUGUCUCAAAAGUCCAAGUAUAGUCAGUUCCUCUUUCAGUUGUCAGAUUUAGGUUGUCAGCUACAGGAACCAAAACUACGUGAUACAGCUAGAGCAGUUCUCAAAAUCAUGCCAGCUGAUGUACAUACAGUAAAAACAUUUACCACAAUAUGCUGUGAAGGUGCUAGUUCAGAUCAGCCUGUGUCUGCAGCAUUGGAGAACAUGUUUUUUAAUAGCUCCACAACUCAAGCACUCUACAAUAUUGAGGUGUGUUAUGCACUGCUCAUGCCAAGUUUAGAUCCUCUGUGUGAAGAAGCAUUUGACUUUCAAUAUAGUUUUGUCCUAAGUGGUGGGAUUCAACUUGCCAUCAACAUGUUAACAAAAAACAACUUUAUGCCUAAUGCAGACUUGCCCUCUAAAAGAUCUGCUUAUCAAACAGUUUUAAAGAUCAGUAAGAUGAUGCUGACAGUACUCGGACAUGCUCGUGUUCAAGUUGUUGUGGAGGCCUGCAGUUCCGAGGCUCGUUUAGCUACAGUAACACAUAAAGCUCAUGAUGAAGCUGUAGCACUUCAACAAGCUCUGCUACAUAUUCCAAGUCCUGACUCAGAGUACAGUAUGAGAAAUGUAGCUUCAAGAUUAGGUUCACAACUGGCAGAGCAGGCGGUUACUGUAAGUCCAGAUCUAAACACAGUUAAAGCCAUAAUGAAGAUUGCUUGGUCUUCAAGUGCUUGCAGCUUUAAUCUUGUGCUGUCAUCCUAUGAAGAAAUUCAUGCAGCCUUUGACAAGCCCAAAGAAGCUGGUGUUUCUGACAGUGAAGACAUAUUAGUAGCUAGGGAAGGCCUUGAGAACUUGACUGUGUGCAUUGCCUUAAGUCCACCAACAUUGGAUCAGCUUGAGAAAGAAAAUGCUUGGAAAGAUUUUAUUAUUGAUCUCUUGUUGUUGUGUAAAACAAGCAGAAGCAUCAGAACAUGUGCAGCAGAACAAUUUUUUCAAAUGUUUUCGCGAUGUAGUGUCAAUCCCAGGAAUCUUAAGUGGCUGGUAACACUUCUGUUCACAAAACUUGAGACAACUGUAAAGGAUAAUGCCCGGCAAUCAAAUGAAUAUUUUACUUUGUUAUGCAAGCUGCUAAAUCAUGCAUCAAAAGAAGGAUCAAUAUCAGUUGAUCCUCAGUUAAAUAAUGAAAUUACCUGGUUGAUGGAAGUCAGGAAACAAUGUUUAAAGCAUGGAGAGAUUCAGGUGGAUGAUGCUUUGCUAGAAGGUCGAAUUUGUAUUACAAAAGAGUUGCUUUCAUUCCAAUCAUCAGAGAAAAAAUAUCAUAUAGGUUGUAAGAGUGGGGGUUCAGAUCUCAUUAAGACUGUGGUUGAAGAUUUUAUCUUUCCUGCAUCCAAACUGGUGACUCAGUGCAGGAAAAAUGAAGCAGAAUUUCCAGCAGAGCAUGCUGUUCCUGUGUGUUCCAGCCCACAUACUGUAGUGGCUGCUUAUGAUCUCUUAGUCGCCUUGUGUAUGGAAUGUGUUGAGAAUCUACAGUACCUGGCUAACAUGAUUAUUGAAAUGUAUUACACAGAUAACCAACCUGUAAUGGACUGGGAGUAUGUACCAUUGGUUGGCCCAAGACCACCAAGAGGUUUUGUGGGUCUAAAGAAUGCUGGUGCUACGUGUUACAUGAACAGUGUGUUACAACAGUUAUUUAUGAUUGAACCUAUUCGAAAUGGCAUUUUGGCUGUUGAAGGUGCUGCUGACAACGUUGAGGAAGAAAUGCUCAUCAUUGAAAAAGAAAACAUGGGAAACAAUGAUAAAGAAAAUCCAGCAGUCUUUGAAGUUACUUACCCGCUGGCGGGUCAGAAUAAGGAUGAAGAAAGUGGUGAUGGGCAAACACAAACAAAAGAUGAUGAAAGAAAGUCAUAUAACCUAGGUGUUCUCAGACAAAUUCAAGUGAUAUUUGGCCAUUUAGCAGCCAGUAAACUGCAGUAUUUUGUACCUCGGGGCUUUUGGAAACAUUUCAAACUUUGGGGUGAACCGGUGAAUCUAAGAGAACAACAUGAUGCUUUGGAGUUUUUCAACAGUUUAGUGGACAGCUUAGAUGAGGCUUUAAAAGCCCUGAAUCAGCCUAGUAUUCUUUCCCAAGUCAUGGGAGGUUCAUUUGCUGACCAAAAGAUAUGCAAAGACUGCCCUCACAGGUAUCAGAGGGAAGAAGCAUUUACUACUCUGAAUGUAGACAUACGCAACCAUGCCAAUUUGUUUGAGUCACUGGAACAGUAUGUUAAAGGAGAUUUGCUGGAAGGGGAAAAUGCUUACCAUUGUGAGAAAUGCAACAAAAAGGUUGAUACUGUAAAGCGACUUGUGAUAAGAAAACUGCCAAAAAUUCUCGCCAUUCAGUUGAAGAGAUUUGAUUAUGACUGGGAACGGGAAUGUGCAAUCAAAUUUAAUGAUUACUUUGAGUUUCCUAAAGAAUUAAAUAUGGAACCAUACACAGUUCAGGGACUUGCAAAGAUAGAAGGUGAGAUUAUAGAUGAAUUUGAUGCAGCACAAAGUACAAAAUACAGACUUGUGGGUGUGUUAGUACAUAGUGGACAGGCCAGUGGUGGUCACUACUAUUCAUACAUUUUACACAGAGGGCCUAAUGAGCCGACACCAAAAUGGUACAAGUUUGAUGAUGGUGAUGUAACAGAAUGCAAGAUGGAUGAUGAAGAGGAAAUGAAAAAUCAGUGCUUUGGUGGAGAGUAUCUGGGGGAGGUUUAUGACCAUAUGCUGAAACGCUCUGCAUUCCGACGCCAGAAAAGAUGGUGGAACGCAUACAUUCUAUUUUAUGAAAGAAUUGAUGAAAUUAAAGAGGAGGAGAUCAGUAAAGAAAUGAGCAGUCUUUCAAUAGUAGCCAAUUCAAUACCCCCUAUCAAAAUGCCCCAAGCCAUAGAAAAAGUUGUAAGACGAGGAAAUAUUCGUUUUAUGCAUGAAAAGAGCCAGUUUUCUGCAGAGUACUUUAAUUUCAUGAAAAAACUGGUUGUUUGUAACCAAUUUCUGAUAAACCAGAGCAUUGUUGAAGGCAAAGUGACUCAAGAAAUUGAACAUAUCUCAAUGAUCAGCACUGAGCUUGCAUCAAAAUUUCUUUUUAAUGUUGGGUUUAAAACAAAGAAGUCUCUAAGUCUUCUUGCUUGUGACAGGGGUCCAGCUGGGGAUUGGUCUGAUGCACUACACAUUCACCUGAGAACAAGCAAGAAUGUCAGAUCUUGGUUUGCCCUCCAUGUCUUGUUCAAAAAUUCAAACAUUCUAACAGAGUAUCUCCUUGAGUGUCCUUCCUCAGAGGUACGAGUAACAUUUGUAAAGGUAUUUGUGAUAUUGACAAAUCUUACGCUGAAUGACGGCCCAUGUCCACCCGCUAUUGCAUCGCUUUCAGCAGCAAAUACUCAGCUUGAUCCCAGUGCUACGUUGAGUGAUCACUUAUUGGUGGCUGCUCUUUCUUUGUUGAAGAAAGAUAUCUCAGAGCAUGGUCGACAUCUGCAGCAGUACUUUCAUCUUUUCUUGAUGUAUCUCAACAUGAACCCAAAUAACCCAGAGCUCAAUUUGAAAAUUAAACUGCAACUCUUAAAACUGCGAGUGCCUCAGCAGUUUAUGCUGGUAGCCUUAGAUGAGGGACCUGGACCCCCUAUCAAGUAUCAAUAUGCUGAGCUUAGCAAGCUGUAUUCUGUGGUUUCUCAAUUAGUCAGAUGCUGUGAUGUUUCUCAAAGAUGCCAAUCUUCUAUUACUGGUCAGCCACCAAUACCAAAUCCUCACGGUGAUCCAUUAUGCCCCAAACCUCUGAUGAUAAUACAACACCCAGUUGCUGAAGUUUUGUAUGGAAGAAGCCUGUAUGUCAAAAAAAUAAUCGAAGAAGCCAAUGCUGUGGAUGAAACUGCAAAGUUGUUAAAGUAUUGUUCAUGGGAAAAUCCACAUUUUUCAUCAGUAGUACUCAGUGAGUUAUUAUGGCAGGUGGCGUAUUCUUACACUUAUGAGCUGCGUCCCUACAUGGAUCUCUUGCUUCAGAUGUUACUGCUAGAAGACUCUUGGCAAACUCAUCGCAUUCACAAUGCCUUGAAGGGUAUUCCUGAUGACCGUGACGGCCUCUUUGAUACAAUCCAAAGGUCAAAGAAUCACUACCAGAAGAGGGCCUAUCAGUGUAUUAAAUUGAUGGUGUCUCUGUUCACUCACUGUGCACCAGCUGCUGCAAUGCUGCAGACCAAUGGAGAAAUUAAACGCAAGUGGACAUGGGCAAUCGACUGGCUGAAUGAUGAAAUGGAAAGGCGUCCAUAUCCUGGAAACACUCAGUACCAGACAUACAACAAUUGGUCACCACCAGCACAGUCAAAUGAAACUAGCAAUGGCUACUUCCUUGAAAGAUCACAAAGUGCAAGGGUGACUUUAGCAAAAGCAUUUGAGUUAUGCCCAGAUGAUGAACAAGAAGAAACAGAAAUGGUUGAUGAUCAAGAAAUUCACCCACCUGAAGAAGGUGGGGUUGCACCUUCAUACACAGGAAUCCAGCCUUCACAUAUGGAAUACCCAGCAGGUCAGCCAUCCCAGGUAGCACCCACAGGUUCUGUCUCUGCUCCAGCUCAAAUCUCACCAUCACCUGUGCCAGCUGUCACCCAACAACCACAGAUGCAAUCAAAUCUUCACGGAGGUGUCUCCCCUCCUGACAUCGCCAAUGAUAUAGCUCUCAGCUCUGGUCCUGUUGGUGGCGUCCCUCCAGCACAAACUUCCCCUCCCAUCAAUGUCAACAUCAAGCAACAUCUGCCUACACAGCGCCUGCCAAACCAGACACCAAGCUCCUCCCCAGCACCUUCCCCAUCACACGCCCCCACUUCUAGCAAUGAUAACCAGGAAACUGGGGAAGUGGAGGGAUGAAACUGAUGUUUGGACAACUUGAAUAGUGUUAACCUACUAGAUUUUCACAGUAAAUACUGUAGUCUGACGUUGGAAACUUGAUCCUUAUCAGGUUUAUUUUGUGAUCAGAAGGAAUGUGUCAAGGAAACAUAAGAAUUCCAAACAUUGAAAGUAGUAGUCUUAGAUGUAGAUGUUAAAAAUUAAAUGGGAGGAUCUGCAGAAAUGGAAUGUUUAGAAGAUUUGCUAUGUAUUUUAUGCCACUUUUGAAAUUUCAUUACACUUGAAGGUUUUGAUAGUUACAUGAAAUUAUUUUCAAUGAGUUUAUUUUUUUGUUGUAUUCUAGGGCAUAAAAUAGCCAUGCUUUUUUUACAACUGUCCUACAUCAAAUAAAUGUUAAGCAAGCAUGGCAAGAGGAAGUGUUUUCACUUAACAUCAUAGUAACAAAUUUCUCCUUCCAUUAGAUGUGGUAGGGAAACUUCACUUUUUGUGUCAUGCAUUCUAUUUUUGUACCUAAUCAUUUCAUACCAAAAGUGGAAGAAAAUAAUUGAUGUCAUCAUCCAAACAAAUCAGAAGGUAUGCUCUGAGCUUUGGUUUGGUUAUUGCUUCGCUUAUGACAUUUUUUCAUUUUGCGUUCCAAAAGUAAUAAGAAAAUGUGUAUUGUUUACAUAAUGAAAAUGUAAAGUUACUGCCAAGGGUGUACAAUUGAGGUUGUAAGUACAGAAUAAUUUAUUCAAAUGUAUACUCACCAACUUAGAUAUCAUGUUGAUGAAACUGCUCUCCUCAAAAGACUUAAUAAUUUAUUUACUGUUUGGCCAUUCUUUUUUUUUUUUCGCUAAUCGAUGAUGUAUUGUUCUGUUUAUUGCUCUUUGAACAAUAUUGUAUUCAUCUCCAUUCCUUACACAUUUAUAUAGAAAGAGUUUAUGGUUGAAUUAGAAAUCGUUUAUCUCCUACAUGUAGUAGAUUUCUACAUAUUAAAAUGGAAUUAGUAGUUUAUUUUUCAUAUGGUUCACAAGUUUUGAUCCACACAAUUUUUGGUUGAUACUUUUUCCAACAUGUUGGCUUUACAUCAUAAACUUUAGAAAGAAAAAUACCCCAGACUGAACUACUUAAUUGCAAGAGUUGAUUGUAGGAUUAGUUGUGCCAAGUUUUGUCUCUGGAUAUUAUCUUGGUAUCUCCAUCUCUAUGAUGUACAGCUUGUGUGUGCAGAUGGACCUGCUGUUGUAGUAGAAUGUUUUUGGUUGAAUCCACUCACAUUUUCUGUACACUGGCCAUCAUUUGAAAUGUGAUCUUUUGUUAACAUUUUUCUUAUCAGAUAUUGCAGUUUUUGCUCUUUUUUUUUUUUUUAUUAUUUAUUAAAAUGAUCAUAGAUAGAAAAAAAUUAAGCACAUCAGUUUUAUUACAAUCACAUAAUUUAAUGAGUUCUCAUUUUCAUAAUAAAUACAGUGUACAGAUUGAUAUGUUUUAUAUAUACAUAUAUAUGUAUAUUCUACGUCUUGCUUUAUAAAUUGUUCUUUUGUGUAUCUUGAGUGUUCUGUAAUUGUUUUCUCUUGUUUCUGAAUGUCUGACAUUUAUGUGCUGUAUAGCUUGAACAAUUGAACCCACUAUUCUUUGUUGCUAAUUUAGUAUUUUGGUGGCUGAAAGUUGAUAUGUUGGACCAAAAUAGCAACUUGCUAGGUGUGUAUUUUAAUGUACAAGUAUUUUGCAGUUGAGCUCACUGUGACAUAAGAGAUGAACAAAAGCUCUUUAAUGUUAGCAUAAUAUUUGUCACCUGUGUGAAGGAGCCUUAAGACUGGUUACAUGCGCUACAUCCCAAAAAAGAAUUGUUAAGUCUUUCAUACAAUGGGUUCAGGAUGCUACAUCCAUCAUUACAGGACUAUUGAUUAGACAUUAAAAUUCACACCACAAGAGAAGUUGAAUGUUUGGCCUCACAUUGUAAAAAGUAAACUUUGCCUUGCUUAACAAAAGACAGAAUGUUGGAUUCCUUAUGUGUUGCCAAUGAUCAUGUGAUGAUUGUUUCUCAAAUAAAGUUUGCUAAUGCAAAAAAAAUUAAUUGGAUUACUACAUGUAGGUUUUAUUUUAUUUUGCACAAUUACGGUCUAGUCUGAAACAAUUAGGGCAAAAUAUGAAACCAGUGCAUUAGUUCAGUUAUUACUAUGUCAAGUGUUGGCUACUGUUCUUUUUAAAAUAAAACUAUUAGCUAACCAGUUUUGUUUUUAAUGGUUCAUCAGUCUCUUAGGGAACAGUAGCAUCAAAAUGUAUUGCUCAUGGUGGCAAUCUAUUGAAUCAUGUUAAAGAAACAACCAAAAGGUAUAAAGAGCCUUGAAAUUCAAGCAUUUUGU